Messenger RNA from Adineta steineri, 912 nucleotides. Lineage: Eukaryota; Metazoa; Rotifera; Eurotatoria; Adinetida; Adinetidae. The record is from the annotation of a GenBank genome assembly.
AUGCCACUGUCAUCUGCACUUCAAGCGCGUUUGAUUGAACGAGGUAUUCUUAAUGCCUCGAAUAUAAAUGCUGCACUUGAUGCUAGUGCAGCAAAUGACGAAGACAAUGAAGAAAUAUUUGCUGAAAGUUAUGAUGAACGUGAUGAUCAUCAUUCAGCGUCAACAGCCGCUGCAGCAGCAGCAUCAGCAACAGUACCAAAAAAAAGUACUUCAAGUACUUUCUCAGCUGCUGAUGUUCUUAUUGAAUCAGAAGAAUGUAUCAAAUGUCCAAAUAAAUGGAAUCCAUAUCAUACUUGUGUUGAAUAUUGUAAAAAACGAUAUGGAAUUAAACAUUAUACACCAGAUCCUGAAAUUGAAAAACGACGUCGAAGAAUGUUGAAAAAAUAUCCAUUACCAAGCAAUUGGCGUGAAGUACCUGAUGCUAAUUUAGAUCGAUGUUAUUAUUGGAAUUUAGAAACUGAUGAAGUAUCAUGGUUACCACCAUCUCAUCCACGAUCACAUAUAACGCAAUCAGCUAUUAAAAUAAAACAUAAAGAAAUGGAAAGAAAAGUAGUAGAAGCUCAACGACAAGCAUCUGGAUCAUCGAAAAAGAAAAAGAAGAAGAAAAAUCCAGACGAUAUUGGAGAACGAUCCGAUACAGAUGAAGAAGAUUUAAAUCCUGUACAAAAAUUAAAACGUAAAAUUGCUGGUAAAAUGCUCAAUUAUGAUGCUGAUCCAAUGGAUCCAUCCUCUUAUUCUGAUGUACCAAGAGGAAAUUGGGCAUCUGGUCUUGAUCUGAAAGGUAAAGCAAAAACUGGUGCUGAUGAAACAGCUAGUGGGGAAUUAUUUCAAAUGCGUCCGUAUCCAUCACCGGGUGAUAUUCUUCGUAUGAAUGCUGAAGGUGGAUCAAAGAAAAAAUCCAAACAUACAUAA